UGACUAAGAUUGUAUUUUUAGUACAGAGACUGAGUCUCUCAAUCAAUUUCUGAGUACAGAGCAGAAGUAUCUGUUUUUGGAUAUGGAUCUUUUUUGUGGAACUAUUGGCAGUUACCUGCCCUAUGUCCUCCCAGCACUGGGAGGCUAUGUCCUAACCUCCCUUUUCCUGCUGAAGAACCCUCACAUCUUGCAUAAGAAGAAACACCCAGCUUUCUACUGCACCCACAUCUCUCAUAGAGGGGGUGCAGGAGAGAGAAUAGAAAAUACAAUGGAAGCAUUUACACAUGCAGUGAAGGAAGGGACAGGUAUGCUGGAGCUGGACUGUUACUUGACCCGCGAUGGGCAUGUGAUUGUGUCGCAUGAUGACAACCUGCUUAGACAGACUGGACUUAAUGUUGAAAUUUCAUCUUUGAAUUUGAAGGACAUGCCUCUCUAUAAAGAAAGACUUGAGGUGACUUUUUAUGCCGGCCGCUAUAGCACAGGUGUGGACAGGAGGUUUACUCUACUAGAAGACGUCUUCAAGAAAUUCCCCAAAAUGCCUGUAAACAUUGAGAUAAAAAAGGAUGACCCCUUGCUGAUAAGAAAGGUAUCGUCCCUUGUAAAACAGUAUGAUAGAGAAGACAUUACUGUGUGGGCCAGUGAAAAAACACACAUCAUGAAGAAAUGUCAAAAAGAGAACCCAUCCAUGCCUUACAUGUUCACACUGAGUAGAGGGAUGCAGCUGCUGCUGCUCUACUACACUGGCCUGCUGCCCUUUGUGCCCCUGAGAGAAAGUUUCCUGCAGUUCUACCUGCCCCAACUCUUCAACAGGACAUAUAUUCCUGAAUCACGAAUUCUGAAGAAUCGACUGGUCAUCUGUCUGAUUGAAAAACUGACAAUGAAGAAGAGUCUGUUUAAACACUUAACAGAACGGGGUAUUCAGGUGCACCUCUUUGUUUGCAAUACGGAAAGGGAUAUGGAGGCAGCAUUUGCAGUUGGUGCUACGGGAGUGAUGACUGACUACCCCAGCGUGUUGUCAAACUACCUUCGCAAUCACCCACCUAUUGCUCCCCCUUUUCCAGCAAAAGAAACAGCCGUGCACUAG
This is a messenger RNA of Megalops cyprinoides (Indo-Pacific tarpon), 1084 nucleotides long. RefSeq names its product glycerophosphodiester phosphodiesterase domain containing 3b (gene gdpd3b). Gene Ontology annotation, biological process: glycerophospholipid catabolic process. NCBI's taxonomy places the organism in Eukaryota, Metazoa, Chordata, Actinopteri, Elopiformes, Megalopidae. The coding region runs from base 83 to 1084 and encodes 333 amino acids. The record is from RefSeq and is a predicted model, not a curated record. Gene Ontology annotation, cellular component: endoplasmic reticulum membrane. The transcript is spliced from 10 exons. Gene Ontology annotation, molecular function: phosphatidylcholine lysophospholipase A1 activity; phosphoric diester hydrolase activity.